UCUCUGGAGAUGACUAGACCUGGGCCAAGGCCUUUUGAGUGCGUUAGAAGGGCUUGGCAUAGUGAGAGCCACCAGCCUAUGAGAGGCUCCCUCAUCCAAGAAAUUUUUAGGAUUGUGGAUGAGAUUCAUAGCUCAUCAACUAAGAGAAACAAAGAAUGGCAGCAAAAGCUCCCCACUGUGGUCUUGAAAACGGAAGAAAUUAUGUACUCCAAAGCCAAUUCUGAGGCUGAGUACAUGGAUCUUAAGACUCUUGGCCACAGGGCAAAUGAUGCCAUUAACACCAUAAUCCGAAGAGAUGAGAGCACCGAAACGGGAGAGCUUCUACAGCCUUGUAUUGAAGGCUCAGAAUCCCGCAAAACUGACAAGUUACCUCUAUUUUCUGAGAAAUUUCCCCCUUAUGCUUCACACAACUUCUCUUCGGUUCAUCCACUAUACCAUGAGAAUCGGGUCCAAUCUCAAGAUUUCCAGUUUAGCUGUUGCAUCCCUUGCAACUUAAAUUUGAAUGAUCGUAAACCUGACAAGACAAAUCAAACGCCAAAAUCUGUCCGCCGUGACCCAGAAGGUUCCGACCAAAAUCCUUAUACUGGUGUAGUUGAGUGUGAUUUAUCAUUGCGAUUAGCUCCUCUUUCGGCUCCAUACACAAGUAUUACACAUAAUUGGUCCCAGGAUGUUGACGACUUUCGUUCAAGAUCUUCUCAAAAAAGGACAAAGUCAAAUGGUGUAACGUUACCUAUGGAUAAAGGACCGUAUUUCUUCCCCAAGGCAACGCUGAAGCCCCACUGUUGUUCUCACCGAAAAGAUCAGCCAAAGCUUCCAUGUGAACUUAACCUCACCCCAAAAUGGCAUCAAAAAUCUGGUCUGUAG
This is a messenger RNA of Thlaspi arvense, 864 nucleotides long. The record is from the annotation of a GenBank genome assembly. Lineage: Eukaryota; Viridiplantae; Streptophyta; Magnoliopsida; Brassicales; Brassicaceae.